Zea mays is the source of this 890-nucleotide messenger RNA. RefSeq names its product polymerase delta 4. Gene Ontology annotation, biological process: DNA synthesis involved in DNA repair; DNA-templated DNA replication. The record is from RefSeq and is a predicted model, not a curated record. The coding region runs from base 218 to 613 and encodes 131 amino acids. Gene Ontology annotation, cellular component: delta DNA polymerase complex. The transcript is spliced from 3 exons. Gene Ontology annotation, molecular function: DNA-directed DNA polymerase activity. NCBI's taxonomy places the organism in Eukaryota, Viridiplantae, Streptophyta, Magnoliopsida, Poales, Poaceae.
GAGCUUGCAGUCGGGUGUGUCGGGUGUGUCCCCACUCUCCAUUUCUCAGCGUGCGCGCUCUCUUCUCUCUCUUUUGUGGUAACUGGCGGCGGCCGACGCCGACGCCCUAGCUCACGUCUUCGUCGGUCCCUUCCCAGCCUUCGUCGCGUCCUUCGCCGUCGACGAGAACACACGAGGAAUUCAAGGAAACACUUGCAGGACUGAAGAAUAGAGAAACAUGUCGUCUGGUGGUGUGAAAGAUUUUUACCGGCAGAAAAAGAAAGGAGGCGUGGCGAAGACAGCUUCAUCCUCAAAGAAUAAGACACGGCAUUACACUGGUGGGGCUUCUGUUGGUGCCUCAGAUGCAGCUCAGACAUCAGCUCUAGUUUCUCAUGGCUCCUGGGAUCUCAAAGAUGACUUUGGUGAUGAAGAAGAGCAGCUGCGACAGUUUGACGUGGACAUGAAGUUUGGUCCUUGCAUCGGUGUUACUCGGCUUCAGCGCUGGGAGCGAGCCUCUGCCAUGGGCCUCCAGCCACCAGCUCAUCUCCGGGACCUCCUACUGCACGCGGCAUCGACAAAGAAUCGCGGUGGCGGUAGCCCCUCUGUCGAGUGCCUUUGGGAGGGUAAAGUCUAGAAGAAAUAUCUUCUAAUCCCCCAUCCCAGGUCAACUUCAGGUGGUUAACUGGAGACGCUUGUUGUACCAUGCAGCCUCUUGUUGAUGUAUGUUGGCACUCGUUUGUUUCUCCAAGGCACGUGUUCGGUAACAGUAUAUAGAUGGCUACCUGUGCGUAUGUUGGCGCACUUCAUGCUGAAUUCUCUUCUCGUAUUGAGAUCCUGUUGCGUUGUCUGUAUCUGAGUGCGUCAAGCACGCACAUGAACACAUCUCCUAUGUGCUGCCAGUUGCAUUGUGA